ACAGGAAGUGUUUGCUGAUCCACGUGUAUGAGGAUGGAGGGGUUUCCAACUGAGAACAACCACGGCCCUGCCGGAGACUCCACAAGGGAAUUCUCCUUCAGUAGCUCCCCCACCAUGGAAGACAUCCGCCGUCUCCAGUCCCAGUUCACAGCAGAGAGAGACUGGAACCAGUUUCACCAGCCCAGGAACCUGUUGCUCGCUUUGGUCGGAGAAGUGGGAGAGGUGGCCGAGCUUUUCCAGUGGAAGGGAGAAGUGGCUGAGGGUCUCCCUGAUUGGACCCCGUCCCAGCGUGAAGCUUUAUCUCAUGAACUCAGCGACGUCCUGAUUUAUCUCCUGGAGCUGGCGGAGAAAUGCCACGUGGAUCUUCCCCAGGCGGUGCUGACCAAACUACAACUGAAUGCCAAGAAAUACCCGGCGGGGCGUGUGCAAGGCAGCGCCAAGAAAUAUACAGAGUAUAGCACUGAGGAUGGAGAGUCGGAUUCUGUUGAGCAGCAGAAACAGUAGCAGCCUGGUGUUCACUGGCACAUCUGAGGGAGGCGGGUGUGGAAAAUAACCCAAAGGACUGGCACUAAAUACAACUUUAUAGUAGUGCGCCAACUAACGGUGCAAGUUAUUAUAGUGGGUAGGUGUUUAUCUAUAGGGAGGGUGCCCUAUCAGGAGUUUAUGGGGAUAAACCCACAAUAGCCGCCUCUUACUCUGUUCUUACUUUCUCGUUUUAGAGUUGGGAUUUUUAUAUAAUUUUUUUAAAGAUUCUUUUAUACUUGUGACAAUGUAAUUUCCAAUCAGAUUGCUCAUGUGUUGGUUUUUAGUUUUUUAAGAAUGCUUGUUUCUUACCCUCUCGGCUCUUGAUGUUACUGAACUACAACUCCCAGUCUCCCUUAAUCUUUCAUUAUAUUGUGUUGGAAGUUUUAGUCCAGAAACAUUUGUGGAUCCAAGUUUAAACCAACCAGUGCUGCCAUCUAAUGGCCAGACAAAUGCAAAUGUUUGCUGCUAUGAUGCCAGAAGAGGGGGGGGGGGGUGGAAUAGAUUAAAAUGAUUUGAUGACAGUUUGGGUGCUGAACGUGCAUUUUCAAGGCAGUUUUUAAUUGUCCUGACUUUUUUUUUUUUUUUCAUCUUGCUCAGCUAAGGGGCCACAGGCAUCUGAAUGCCUAUUGGUUCAAAUGUACACAACAUAAUAUUGAUGCUUGCUUUUAUUUUUUACAUUUAACUUGCUUUUUUUAUAAUUCUAUUGAAUGGGCAUCAAUUGCAUAAAAAUUGACACAGGCUUGCGCUGCACUAAAAAUGUGAGUUUUGUGGGUACAACCAGGGACAAUAAAAUGGAAUCAGUUGGCUCAUGGGGUUUAGGCUCGGACAUGUACAAGACCCAUUUCCCAUGUUAUGGCUUGAGUCUUUGCUGUGAAUUAUACGCACUCAAAGGAACUGUAACCUCAGCGCUUCAUUAAAGGCAUCUGUUGGAA
Molecule: messenger RNA, 1457 nt
Organism: Xenopus laevis (African clawed frog)
Lineage: Eukaryota; Metazoa; Chordata; Amphibia; Anura; Pipidae
Gene: dctpp1.L
Product: dCTP pyrophosphatase 1 L homeolog
Biological process (GO): DNA protection; dCTP catabolic process; nucleoside triphosphate catabolic process
Cellular component (GO): cytosol
Molecular function (GO): dCTP diphosphatase activity; nucleoside triphosphate diphosphatase activity; identical protein binding
Source: RefSeq, marked provisional